AUGGUUAGACAAGAGGAUUUUGCAGUUGAACAAUAUAUGGAUAAGUAUGAAACUAAAAUCCAAUACAAUAUGGCGGAAACAUGUUCCGAAUCAAUAAAGUUUGACGAAUUGUUUGAGUUGUUAUCAGACCAGCCGGAUGCAAGGCAUGAACUUGAACAAAAAAUCUUUGGCAUGAAGUUAACUUAUGGGCAUAUUAGAGGCUCUCCUGAGUUGAGACAAGCAAUUGCAAAAUUGUAUAAUGACGAAGGUGGUUCCAUUGGUAUCGAUGACAUUGUGAUUACUAAUGGGGCAAUUGGGGCAAAUUUCUUGUCCUUGUAUGCCUUAGUUGACGAAGGCGAUAAAGUCGUUGUUGUCCGUCCUACUUACCAGCAGUUGGAAUCAGUGUCCAAGAUAUUUGCCGGACCGGAAAAUGUUAUCCCUUGGGAAUUAAAGUACGAUAAUGAUUAUCUUCCUGAUUUGCAAGAAUUGACAAAAUUGAUUGAAACACAUCGUCCAAAAUUGCUUAUUAUAAACAAUCCAAAUAACCCAACUGGUGCAGUAUGGGACGAUGCAACAAUGGAGAAAAUUGUGAAGCUCUGUUCUGAGAAUUCAGUUUAUUUGAUGUGUGAUGAAGUUUAUCGUCCAUUGUAUGUAUCUGAAGAAAACAUGCCUAAGUCAGUUGUCAAUUAUGGGUACAUCAACACCGUUUCAACGUCGUCAACAUCCAAGGCAUUUGCUUUGGCAGGUUUAAGAAUUGGCUGGGUUGUUUGCAAGGAUCAAGAUGUUAUCAAGAAACUCUGUUCAAAACGUGACUACAAUACGAUUUCUGUUUCGGGCGUGGAUGAUUUGAUGGCUGCUUUUGCGUUGAAUAAUAAAGAUGUUAUUCUUAGAAGAAAUAAAGAUAUCUUGUUAAAGAAUUUGGAGAUUUUAGAUGAGUAUAUCAAGAAAACUCCAUUUUUAUCUUGGGUCAAGCCAAAAGGUGGUACUACAUGUUUUAUAAAAGUUGAUAUUGAAGGUAUUGACACAAUGGAAAUGUGUAUUGAGUUGGUUGAACAAUACGGAGUUCUUAUUGUACCUGGAGAAGUUUUUGGUCACAAAGGGUACUUGCGAGUUGGGUUUGGUAAUAACACUGAAGACAUUAAACAAGGGUUGGACCAAUUGACAGCAUAUUUCAAAUCAAAGAAACUCUUAUAA
Messenger RNA from Candida tropicalis MYA-3404, 1173 nucleotides. RefSeq lists its product as uncharacterized. Gene Ontology annotation, biological process: biosynthetic process. The coding region runs from base 1 to 1173 and encodes 390 amino acids. Lineage: Eukaryota; Fungi; Ascomycota; Pichiomycetes; Serinales; Debaryomycetaceae. Gene Ontology annotation, molecular function: pyridoxal phosphate binding; catalytic activity. The transcript has a single exon. The record is from RefSeq and is a predicted model, not a curated record.